Serpula lacrymans var. lacrymans S7.9 is the source of this 315-nucleotide messenger RNA. RefSeq lists its product as uncharacterized. The record is from RefSeq and is a predicted model, not a curated record. Bases 1 to 315 code for a protein of 104 amino acids. The transcript is spliced from 2 exons. NCBI's taxonomy places the organism in Eukaryota, Fungi, Basidiomycota, Agaricomycetes, Boletales, Serpulaceae.
AUGUCGGUGGAGAACCUCUGGGGUGGAGCCAUGUGCAUUCGCGGUGAAGUCUCACCAUGGGUCCAGGCAGAAGAAGCGAGAACGACGAACGGCGAUACUCUGAUGGGGAAAUCUCCGAUAGCACAGGAAAGUGAUUGUCUUUUGAAGGCUUUCAACACGAUUGCCGCCCAAGCUCACGUGCAGCUUGGCAUCAAUAUUCUGAGAAAGAGCGGGGCUUUGGGAGCGCUCGCAAAGUAUACAAGUCUCCCGCAUCCUGCAUCCCAAACACCGACCAGCACGCACAAAAAUCCAAAUGGCUUUGCAAUACUCGGAUGA